This is a messenger RNA of Neodiprion virginianus, 1846 nucleotides long. RefSeq names its product WD40 repeat-containing protein SMU1 (gene Smu1). The transcript has 8 exons. Gene Ontology annotation, biological process: mRNA splicing, via spliceosome. The record is from RefSeq and is a predicted model, not a curated record. Bases 136 to 1668 code for a protein of 510 amino acids. NCBI's taxonomy places the organism in Eukaryota, Metazoa, Arthropoda, Insecta, Hymenoptera, Diprionidae. Gene Ontology annotation, molecular function: protein binding. Gene Ontology annotation, cellular component: precatalytic spliceosome.
UCCGCACUUAAUGCCGCGAUAUCAAGUGCCUGCCAUUCUAUUACCGACUGCUAUUUAGGGUUAGGAUGGUAUUAAACUUUUGACCGAAGUAAACAUUGUGACAGCAAGUAAAUAAAUAGUUGUUCGCUCGUAAAAAUGUCAAUCGAAAUUGAAUCCGCUGAUGUUAUACGACUGAUUCAACAGUACUUGAAGGAGUCUAAUCUUGUAAAAACACUACAAACCUUGCAGGAGGAAACUGGUGUCUCGUUGAAUACAGUUGACAGCGUUGACGGAUUUGUUACGGAUAUUAACAAUGGACAUUGGGAUACUGUGCUUAAAGCGACACAGUCCCUCAAAUUGCCUGAUAAAAAACUCAUUGAUUUGUACGAACAGGUUGUUUUAGAACUAAUUGAACUAAGAGAAUUAGGCGCAGCUAGAUCUCUGCUGAGGCAAACUGACCCGAUGAUAAUGAUGAAGCAGCAGGAACCUGAAAGAUACAUCCAUCUUGAAAAUCUUUUGGCACGGUCCUACUUUGACCCAAGGGAAGCAUACCCUGAUGGAAGUACAAAGGAAAAGCGAAGAGCUCAUAUAGCAACUGCUUUGGCGGGUGAAGUAUCAGUCGUACCAUCCAGCAGGCUGCUAGCUUUGCUCGGACAAGCUUUGAAAUGGCAGCAGCACCAAGGGCUCUUGCCUCCUGGCACAACCAUAGAUUUGUUCAGAGGCAAAGCAGCUGUUCGAGAUCAGGAAGAUGAAAAAUACCCAACUCAGUUAUCUAAGCAAAUUAAGUUUGGGCAAAAGUCACAUGUUGAGUGUGCGAGAUUUUCACCAGAUGGACAAUAUUUGGUAACAGGCUCCGUCGACGGGUUUAUAGAGGUGUGGAACUUUACUACUGGAAAAAUACGAAAAGACUUGAAGUACCAGGCACAGGAUAACUUCAUGAUGAUGGAACAAGCCGUUUUAUCAAUGUCAUUUAGCCGCGAUAGCGAAAUGCUUGCCGGUGGUGGCCAAGACGGGAAAAUGAAAGUUUGGCGUGUUCAAAGUGGCCAAUGCCUCCGCAGAUUCGAAAAAGCACAUGCCAAAGGUGUCACUUGUCUUCAGUUCAGUAGAGACAACAGUCAGAUACUAUCCGCAUCAUUCGACACCACUAUAAGGAUACACGGGUUAAAGUCUGGAAAGACAUUGAAAGAAUUCCGAGGCCAUAUCUCAUUUGUCAAUGAAGUAGUUUUCACCCCGGACGGUCACAGCAUAAUAAGUGCUUCCUCAGAUGGAACAGUCAAGCUCUGGGGCUUGAAAACAACAGAGUGCAUAGGCACAUACAAAUCUUUGGGAGCUGCAGAUCUUACUGUCAACAGUAUCCAUCCGUUACCUCGCAAUCCGGAACAUUUUGUCGUUUGUAAUCGAUCAAACACUGUGGUAAUAAUGAACAUGCAAGGACAAAUAGUCAGAUCCUUCUCCAGUGGAAAACGAGAAGGUGGAGAUUUCGUUUGCGCCUGUGUUAGCCCGCGUGGAGAAUUCAUAUACUGUGUUGGAGAGGAUCUCGUUUUGUAUUGUUUCUCCACUUCGUCGGGAAAACUUGAGCGAACCCUCAACAUCCAUGAAAAAGAUGUAAUCGGGUUAGCUCAUCAUCCGCAUCAAAACUUGCUCUGCUCAUACAGUGAAGACGGACUUCUCAAACUGUGGAAACCGUAAAUUUUCAUAUAAACAUAAGCAUUGUUGAAUUGUACGAUUACCCUUCUUAUGCCGAAGUCAAAUAGGCAUAUUCCAGACACGAUAUAAACUAACGAGCGGACUCCCCAUCAAUGCAUAUUCCAUAUGUCGACCAUGUAUUCUACCAUUAGGUCAUUAAAUCAUAUGUUCUUAAAUCUAA